Messenger RNA from Sceloporus undulatus (fence lizard), 2103 nucleotides. It is a transcript of the gene IST1, whose product is annotated as IST1 factor associated with ESCRT-III. The transcript is spliced from 10 exons. Gene Ontology annotation, biological process: protein transport. The record is from RefSeq and is a predicted model, not a curated record. Lineage: Eukaryota; Metazoa; Chordata; Lepidosauria; Squamata; Phrynosomatidae. Bases 156 to 1238 code for a protein of 360 amino acids.
CGCCCCGGAAGUGCGUCACCGCGCUCCGCCGGAAGUGGGCCGCUCCCUCCUCUCGCGGAGCAGUUCCUCCUUCCGCACAAAGGACCCAGCCAGGCCUCACUCCUCGGCUGCCUCUCCCAGCGCCGGGCCGAGCCCCUCCCGACGGAAGGCCCAGGAUGCUGGGCUCCGGCUUCAAGGCCGAGCGCCUGCGGGUCAACCUCCGCCUGGUCAUCAACCGGCUCAAGCUGCUGGAGAAGAAGAAAACGGAGCUGGCCCAAAAGGCCCGGAAGGAGAUCGCGGACUACCUCUCGGCCGGGAAGGAUGAGCGCGCCCGCAUCCGCGUGGAGCACAUCAUCCGGGAGGACUACCUGGUGGAGGCCAUGGAGAUCCUGGAGCUCUACUGCGACCUGCUCCUCGCUCGCUUCGGACUCAUCCACUCCAUGAAGGAGCUGGACUCCGGCCUGGCAGAAGCCAUCUCCACCCUCAUCUGGGCAGCCCCCCGGCUCCAGUCCGAAGUGGCAGAGCUGAAGAUUGUGGCUGACCAACUGUGUGCCAAGUACAGCAAAGAGUAUGGGAAGCUGUGCCGCUCCAACCAGAUUGGGACCGUCAAUGACAGGCUAAUGCACAAACUGAGCGUUGAGGCCCCUCCCAAAAUCCUGGUGGAGAGGUACCUGAUUGAGAUUGCAAAGAACUACAGUGUCCCUUAUGAGCCAGACUCCGUGGUCAUGGCUGAGGCCCCCACAGGUGGAGAAAGCGACCUGAUCGAUGUGGGAUUUGUGGAUGACCCAAAGAAAGGGGGCCGCGGUGGGGGCGGAGGAGGCUUCACAGCCCCCUUGGCUGGUCCUGGUGGAAUCGUGCCUAUGCCCAUGCCCAUGCCUGCUCCAGCUCCCCCCUUCUCCUAUCCUCCUCCAAAGGGCCCGGACAAUUUCAAUGGGCUGCCAGUGGGCACAUACCAGCCCUUCACCAGCAUUCACCCACCUCAGAUUCCAACCACUCCACCCACCUAUGAGUCAAUUGAAGAUAUUGGUACUGACAAGGAUGUGCCAUCUUUGCAGGUGACUGGUCCCAGCCCCAAGCCAGCCCCUCGAGGGCGGCCACCGGCUCCCAUACCCAGUUCGGGAGACAACUUUGUGCUGCCAGAGUUGCCAUCUGUGCCCGACACAUUGCCAGCUGCUUCUAAUAGCUCAGCCUCUGCUUCAGAAGACAUAGACUUCGACGAUCUCUCUCGGAGGUUUGAGGAGCUGAAGAAGAAAACCUAAGAGAAGCCAGAAAUCGCCUGGAUGGCAUGGGCCAGUCCUUCCCUCCUUGGCAGGGCUUGGCGUGCUUUCCUCUUCUUCCCUCCUCCUGGCAUUCCCCUGCUGUAAUUAACACCCAGCGCCACCUUUCCUGCUCCCCUUGCUUUUCUGGUGCCCACCGCUCUGCCUCAGGAGGGGAACUCGGAGCUUGUUGGAGGUGGGAACAGGGAGCAGCACCAGAAACCUGGAGAGCUCUAGCCAAGCUGUGCUCACGGAGCCAACGCGGUGUGUGUGUGUCACCUUUGGCGAAAGGGUGGCCCAGCGACUUCAGCCUGAAGGUCCUUGCCAACUUGGUAGAGAGAGGCCCUUAAACACCCCCUUCCCAUUUGCCCUGCUGGUGUGAGCGUGUGCUGUGGAAGAAGUUGGGUAGCUGCCUCGGGGGCCCUGCCACAAUCUCAGGAAGCCCUCUGGGGCCUUUAGGACUUUCCUGUGGGGAGAGGUGCUGCGGAACAGAGGAUCACACCAGGCGGCUCCUGGGGGCUCUUGCUGCUGCUGUGUGUAACUUGGGAGCAAGUAUGCCUCCCUGUUUCAGAGGGACCCUGGCUUUGCCUUAAUGGGGCCCCGAGGAGUCCCUCUCUCUCCAGGGUCCAUGCCAGCUCCCUCUCCGGCCCAGUCCCCCCCACCCCAGGGCCAGUGUCGCUUGACUUUUGCUUCGUUCCCUUUGGUAUGGCCUACACUACCAGCCAUGAGGGAUGGUGGCAGGGGCAGCCUUUCCUCUCCUGUGUAGCAACACACCUCUGUAUGUAACCAUUUCACAAGGCUUUUCUGGGAUGAUUUGGUGGGUUUUUACCUUUUCUGUUGAUUCUAAAUAAAGUUGAGUCAUCUCUGA